Messenger RNA from Myotis davidii, 14754 nucleotides. It is a transcript of the gene GRIN2A, whose product is annotated as glutamate ionotropic receptor NMDA type subunit 2A. Gene Ontology annotation, biological process: long-term synaptic potentiation; excitatory postsynaptic potential; monoatomic ion transport. The coding region runs from base 719 to 5104 and encodes 1461 amino acids. Gene Ontology annotation, cellular component: plasma membrane; NMDA selective glutamate receptor complex; postsynaptic density membrane. The transcript has 14 exons. NCBI's taxonomy places the organism in Eukaryota, Metazoa, Chordata, Mammalia, Chiroptera, Vespertilionidae. Gene Ontology annotation, molecular function: transmitter-gated monoatomic ion channel activity involved in regulation of postsynaptic membrane potential; NMDA glutamate receptor activity. The record is from RefSeq and is a predicted model, not a curated record.
CGACUGGGAACAAGUCCCUAAGUUGGCGUGGAGGCGCCCCUGUCUUCCUCCUCCUCUUUUUCCCAGGCGACCGCAGCAGAAGCACGCCCUGGGAGCCCGGUUUUCCCAGUGCUGUGAACCAGGGUGAUCAGGCGCUCUCGGGACUCCCGCCGCGAAGUGGGGAGCUGAACGCCUGGCCCGGAGCUGGCCCCGCAGCAAAGGGCCCGGAGGGAGCUGUCUCCCCCCUCCCGCAUCUCUUUCGGCCGCGGACCGCGGGGAUCCCCGGUUACAAGCGCGCGCGCGCUCCCACACUCGCUCUCACACACACUCGUCCUCACACACACCAGCCGGAGCCUGGGCUGCAGAGAGGUCUCUCGGGCGCGCUCAGAGGACUGGGAAGCUGCUGUCGGGAGUGGGGCAGGAAACCGAGCUCUGGCUCUCUGAGGGAGGCGCCCAGGGCUUAAACCGGAGCAUGGGGCCGGAUGAGCACUGAUAGUCGCGACUGCAGCCAUCAGCCCUGGAGAUGACCAGGAGCGGCCACUGCUGAGAACUAUGUGGAGAGAGGCUGCGAGCCCUGCUGCAGAGCCUCCGGCUGGGAUAGCCGCAAGCGCGCGGGGGCCGCAGCAUGCGGAAACCCGCUAAACCCGGUGGCUGCUGAGGCGGCCGAGAUGCUCGUGCGCGCAGCGCGCCCCACUGCAUCCUCGACCUUCUCGGGCUACAGGGACCUUAAGUGGCGACUAUGGGCAGACUGGGCUAUUGGACCCUGCUGGUGCUGCCGGCACUUCUGGUCUGGCGCCAUCCGGCGCAGGGUGCGGCGGCGGAGAAGGGUACCCCGGCGCUGAACAUCGCGGUGCUGCUGGGUCACAGCCACGACGUGACGGAACGUGAACUGCGAAACCUGUGGGGCCCAGAGCAGGCGACUGGGCUGCCCCUGGACGUGAACGUGGUAGCACUGCUGAUGAACCGCACGGACCCCAAGAGCCUCAUCACACAUGUGUGCGACCUCAUGUCCGGGGCGCGCAUCCACGGCCUGGUGUUUGGGGACGACACCGACCAGGAGGCCGUGGCCCAGAUGCUGGAUUUUAUCUCCUCACAGACCUUCAUCCCCAUCCUGGGCAUCCACGGGGGCGCAUCUAUGAUCAUGGCUGAUAAGGAUCCGACGUCUACCUUCUUCCAGUUUGGAGCGUCCAUCCAGCAACAAGCCGUGGUCAUGAUGAAGAUCAUGCAGGAUUACGACUGGCAUGUCUUCUCCCUGGUGACCACCAUCUACCCCGGCUACAGGGACUUCAUCAGCUUCAUCAAGACCACAGUGGACAACAGCUUCGUGGGCUGGGACAUGCAGAACGUGAUCACCCUGGACACCUCCUUUGACGAUGCCAAGACGCAAGUCCAGCUAAAGAAGAUCCACUCUUCUGUCAUCUUGCUCUACUGCUCCAAAGAUGAGGCUGUCCUCAUUCUGAGCGAGGCCCGCUCCCUGGGCCUCACCGGGUAUGAUUUCUUCUGGAUUGUCCCCAGCUUGGUCUCUGGGAACACAGAACUCAUCCCCAAAGAGUUUCCAUCGGGACUCAUUUCAGUCUCCUAUGAUGACUGGGACUACAGCCUGCAGGCGAGAGUAAGGGAUGGCCUGGGCAUCCUGACCACUGCCGCGUCUUCCAUGUUGGACAGUUUUUCCUACAUCCCAGAGGCCAAGGCCAGCUGCUACGGGCAGACGGAGAAACCGGACGCCCCGCCGCACACCCUGCACCAAUUUAUGGUCAAUGUGACAUGGGAUGGCAAAGACCUGUCCUUCACUGAGGAGGGCUACCAGGUGCACCCCAGGCUGGUGGUGAUUGUGCUGAACAAGGACCGAGAGUGGGAAAAGGUGGGCAAGUGGGAGAACCAGACCCUGAGCCUGAGGCACGCCGUGUGGCCGAGGUACAAGUCCUUUUCGGACUGUGAGCCGGACGACAACCACCUGAGCAUUGUCACCCUCGAGGAGGCCCCCUUUGUCAUCGUGGAAGACAUAGACCCGCUCACCGAGUCGUGUGUGAGGAACACUGUACCCUGUCGGAAGUUCGUCAAAAUCAAUAAUUCCACCAAUGAGGGAGUGAAUGUGAAAAAAUGCUGCAAGGGGUUCUGCAUUGACAUCCUAAAGAAGCUUUCCAGAACUGUGAAGUUUACCUAUGACCUCUACCUGGUGACGAAUGGGAAGCAUGGCAAAAAAGUGAACAACGUGUGGAAUGGAAUGAUCGGGGAAGUGGUCAAUCAGCGGGCGGUCAUGGCAGUCGGCUCACUCACCAUCAAUGAGGAGCGUUCGGAAGUGGUGGACUUCUCUGUGCCCUUUGUGGAGACGGGAAUCAGUGUCAUGGUUUCAAGAAGCAACGGCACCGUGUCGCCUUCUGCUUUUCUAGAACCAUUCAGCGCCUCCGUCUGGGUGAUGAUGUUUGUGAUGCUGCUCAUCGUGUCCGCCAUCGCUGUUUUUGUCUUUGAAUACUUCAGUCCUGUUGGAUACAACAGAAACUUAGCCAAAGGGAAAGCACCCCACGGGCCUUCUUUUACGAUUGGAAAAGCUAUAUGGCUCCUUUGGGGCCUGGUGUUCAACAACUCCGUGCCUGUCCAGAAUCCUAAAGGCACCACCAGCAAGAUCAUGGUGUCCGUGUGGGCCUUCUUUGCCGUCAUAUUUCUGGCCAGCUACACGGCCAAUCUGGCUGCCUUCAUGAUCCAGGAGGAAUUUGUGGACCAAGUGACGGGCCUCAGUGACAAAAAGUUUCAGAGACCUCACGACUAUUCCCCACCUUUUCGAUUUGGCACGGUGCCCAAUGGCAGUACGGAAAGAAACAUUCGGAAUAACUACCCCUACAUGCAUCAGUACAUGACCAAAUUUAAUCAGAAGGGAGUGGAGGAUGCCUUGGUCAGCUUGAAAACAGGGAAACUGGAUGCUUUCAUCUACGAUGCGGCGGUCUUGAAUUACAAGGCUGGGCGGGAUGAAGGCUGCAAGCUGGUGACCAUCGGGAGUGGGUACAUCUUUGCUACCACUGGUUAUGGAAUUGCCCUCCAGAAGGGCUCACCUUGGAAGAGGCAGAUAGACCUGGCCCUGCUCCAGUUUGUGGGUGAUGGUGAGAUGGAGGAGCUGGAGACGCUGUGGCUCACAGGGAUCUGCCACCACGAGAAGAACGAGGUGAUGAGCAGUCAGCUGGACAUCGACAACAUGGCAGGCGUGUUCUACAUGCUGGCGGCCGCCAUGGCCCUCAGCCUCAUCACCUUCAUCUGGGAGCACCUCUUCUACUGGAAGCUGCGCUUCUGUUUCACGGGCAUUUGCUCUGACCGGCCGGGGCUGCUCUUCUCCAUCAGCAGGGGCAUUUACAGCUGCAUUCACGGGGUGCACAUUGAAGAAAAAAAGAAGUCUCCAGACUUCAACCUGACCGGCUCACAGAGCAACAUGUUAAAAUUCCUUCGGUCAGCCAAAAACAUGUCCAACAUGAACUCCUCAAGAAUGGAUUCUCCCAAAAGAGCUGCCGACCUUAUCCAAAGAGGUUCCCUGAUCAUGGACAUGGUUUCAGACAAGGGAAACUUGAUAUAUUCAGACAACAGGUCCUUUCAGGGGAAAGACAGCAUUUUUGGGGACAAUAUGAAUGAACUCCAAACAUUUGUGGCCAACAGGCACAAGGACAACCUCAAUAACUAUGUGUUCCAGGGCCAGCACCCUCUGACUCUCAACGAAUCUAACCCUAACACGGUGGAGGUGGCCGUGAGCACAGAAUCCAAAGGGAACUCCAGGCCCCGGCAGCUUUGGAAGAAAUCCAUGGACUCUCUGCGCCAAGAUUCAAUGACCCAGAACCCAGUCUCCCAGAGGGAGGAGGGAACAUUGGAGAAUAGGACCCACUCCCUAAAGAGUCCCAGGUACCUUCCAGAAGAGGUGGCCCACUCAGACAUUUCAGAGACUUCUAGUCGGGCCACGUGCCACAGGGAACCUGACAACAAUAAGAGCCACAAGACCAAGGACAACUUCAAAAGGUCAAUGGCCUCCAAGUAUCCCAAGGACUGCAGCGAGGUCGAGCGCUCAUACUUGAAAACCAAAGCGAGCUCCCCCAGGGACAAGAUCUACACCAUUGAUGGUGAGAAGGAACCCAGUUUCCACCUAGAUCCCCCCCAGUUUGUUGAAAACAUGGCCCUCCCCGAGAACAUGGACUUCCCAGAUGCCUACCAGGACCACAGUGAGAACUUUCGCAAGGGGGACUCCACGCUGCCCAUGAACAGGAACCCUCUGCACAAUGAAGAUGGGCUUCCCAACAAUGACCAGUAUAAGCUCUACUCCAAGCACUUCACCUUGAAGGACAAGAGUUCCCCUCUCAGCGAGGGCAGUGACCGCUACAGGCAGAACUCCACACACUGCAGGAGCUGCCUUUCCAACCUGCCCACCUAUUCAGGCCAUUUCACCAUGAGGUCGCCAUUCAAGUGUGAUGCCUGCCUACGGAUGGGGAACCUCUACGACAUUGAUGAAGACCAGAUGCUUCAGGAGACAGCGAAUCCAGCUACCCAGGAGGAGGUCUACCAGCAGGACUGGGCACAGAACAACGCCCUCCAGUUCCAAAAGAACAAGCUAAGGAUUAGCCGUCAGCAUUCCUAUGAUAACAUCCUCGACAAGCCUAGGGAGAUAGACCUUAGCAGGCCCUCUCGGAGCAUAAGCCUCAAGGACAGGGAACGGCUUCUGGAGGGAAAUUUGUACGGGAGUCUUGUCAGUGUCCCCUCCAGCAAACUCUUGGGGAACAAAAGCUCCCUCUUCCCCCAGGGUCUGGAGGAGGGCAAGCGGAGCAAGUCUCUCUUGCCAGACCACACCUCCAAUAACCCUUUCCUCCACUCCUAUGGGGAUGACCAACGCUUAGUCAUUGGGAGAUGCCCCUCAGACUCGUAUAAACACUCGUUGCCAUCCCAGACAAUGAAUGACAGCUAUCUUCGAUCCUCCUUGAGGUCAACGGCAUCGUACUGUUCCAGGGACAGUAGAGGCCACAACGAUGUGUAUAUUUCCGAGCAUGUUAUGCCUUAUGCUGCAAAUAAGAAUAAUACGUACUCUACCCCCAGGGUUUUGAAUUCCUGCAGCAAUAGACGUGUGUACAAGAAAAUGCCUAGUAUUGAAUCUGAUGUUUAAAACCUUCCAUUAAUGUUUUAUCAAUAGGGAAACAUACGUAAUGGCCAACAUUCUGGAGGGAAAAUGUUGGAUGUCCAAUAGUGCCCUGCAAAGAGGAAGAGGAUUUAGGAAGGUAUUUUUUUUGUUGUUGGUUCUUUUGCACAUGGCUCCAUGCCAUAGUCUUCCACUCAAGGAAUCUUGUGAGGUGUGUGCUGAGAAUGGCAGAUACCAGAUAGGUGAGUCCUUAACCAAAAAUAAUAAAUCAAAGGGCAAGUCUCCUGGACAUGCCCACUAGGUAUGUUGGCAAUAAUGAUGCCUUGGAUGCCAGAAGUGAUGUUGUGAUUUCCUAUAUUCCAAAUUCCAUUAAGCCAGUCCACCAUGCAAUUUUCACAUCAUAAACACCUAACGGUUUCUCUAAUACAGAAUAAGCAAUAUGGUAUGCAUGUAAAUCCGACACAGACCAAAUAAAACAGUUAAGAAUGCAUCUGCAUUGUAGCGAGAUUGACAUGUGCAAGAGAUUAGGAAGUUUGGCUUUGUAACCAUUUCAGCUUUUUUGUCAUGCCUUCCAUCACAGUCCAGGCCCAACCCCAGAACUCCAGGCUCCCCCAAAGAAUAGCAAAUCAGUGCGUUUCAUGCUAACUCUACUACUACCUUCAUUAGAGUCCAUUUCCAAGACACAUCUAGAGUAAAAGGCCGGAAGGGCCCUCAGGCAGAGAGCUGUAAGAAUCUCUUUGGAUGUCCAUUUGUGUGUUUCACAGACGCGCUCUCAUCCUUGGCUUCUGGUCUUGUUCAGGACUGCAUAAAUUAAGACAUUUAUGUCUUCGAUAUCUAAGUGUGGAUCUUCUGUCUAUGACACAGCGGCCCUUAUAGUUUAUCCUGAAGACUCCUGUGUACGUAAGUUUGCAUUUCUCCCCUUCUGGUGAUGACUCAGGGUUGUAUAGUAUCUGUUAUCCCUUUCCUUCCAGAGUAACCAUAGCUUGUUCAGUCCCCAAACAGCCAUGGUGGCUCCAAUCAACUGUGUGUUGCUGUUUCCAGGGUUGUUAAUGUGGUGGCAGGCACCAACAGCCAUAUGUGCGCUGUGAUCUGUAAGAAGUACAGUGCCAUCUGUCUGCAGAAGGCUGGUGUGGUUUUCGGUUUAUGUUUCUUACCGUCAUGGAAUUUAGUUGGACACUCAUUUCCACCCCAGCCUCCUCAAAUCAAAAGCCUUCAAAACAUGAGAGACACUCCUGCAUCUUCCCUGAGCAUCCUCCAAAUUGUGGGUAAACAUCAGUGGGACAAGCGAGUUCUCUCUUCUGAAAUAUUCACCCUGUUGGAGGCUAACUGUUUCAUUGGCACCAACAGAGACAGAUGAAAAAUUCCUCAAAGCAUUUGUCAUUUCUGAGUCCCCUCCAGUAUCUCAUUCUUAAUCUACUCAAACCUGUGCGUGUGUGAUAUGAAAUGAUACUCAUCUAGCAGGAUUGGGGGAGAAAGGGGAAUCUUUAUGCCUGGGAAGCUCUUAGCACCGUGCCUGGCACAUGCAAAGUGCCUACAUAAAUAAAUAAAGACAGUUGCUAUGUUAUGAUACUUUAUCAGACCAGAAUUUUAAUAUUUAAAUAUUAAAUAUUACUAAGACCACAAACAAGAGUAAAUAUUUUAUACAGUUUUAAUCUAAUAAUUAAUGUAUUUUAAAAUACAUUAAUAUCCCUGAAAUAUUUGGGAGAGCUAGCCAUCAGGUUUUUUUCAGAGUAACUCAGUCUGCUUUGGCGACAUGCUGCAGAAACCCUAAGCUAAUGUAGACUAGCUUCACAGUUGUUUCCUCCUGCAUUUUGCUUUGGGUUCUUGGAAAAGGGGACAGAAUGUCAGGUUGAAAAGUUAUCCUGUUUCUUUUCUUCAUGGUGUGUUCUGUUUUGUAGGUAGUGUUUUCCUGUGAAUGGGUAGGUGCCAGAAAUAAUUCUCCUGGAGCUUGAGAAUUCACUGAAUGGCUCCAUCUUUGGGGAAGUGUACCCGAUUUACAAUAUUCCCAGAAUGAUGAAAGCUGGUUGCAGUAAAUUUCAGUCAGUGGUAGAGAGGCUGAGGAAGGCAAUGGGUGAGAAGGUGUCCCAUCAACCUUGUGGUAGAAAGGAAGAAAGGGCUGACUAGACAUUGAUGACAAAUGCACUUGAACACUGUAUUUUAUUCAUGGAUGUUGCACCUUUGCUGCCCCUAGACCCAACAAUGGAGGAAUGUAUACUGAAGGACCUUGAAUAGUCACCCCAAUUUCUAAUCUCAGGUAUACCAUUGAUUGUCUUUUAGAACAUUCUGCCUUUGCCCUUCCAUUGCAUUCCAGACCUGUCUUCCCCAGCCAGGAUUUUCCCAUAAAUUUGUCACAUCUUUGCAUGACAUGAAUUAAAAAGUCUCCCCAGAAUACAGAAAAGUUGUAUGUCAUUAAUUCAAAGAGGCUUUGUCUUCGUCCAGUGUCCUCAAAACCCAUGGGGUUGCCACUGUGAUAGAGAUCUCUAGGGGAGUGCAAAUUACACGUGGAAGGAUUCCUUGGCCCCCAAAGUCUUCUAAUAACAGCAUUAUUUCUGCUAUUAAUCCCAUGCUUCUCUGGAUAAGAAACUAAAAGUGUGGCUUUUGGAAGAACCAACAGUACUGGAAAAAAUAUGUAGUAGUGCGCUGGAAAAAAUAUGCCUCCUUUUAUACCCAUAGUUUCUCUAAAAGACAAUCAGAAUUGGAUAGUAUAUAAUAAAUACCUAAUUUCCCUCCUCCACUAAUGCACUGACUCUUCAUUGGGAUGAUCCCAAACAUAAGAAAAUUGCCAUGGGUCAGAUGGUCAAUUUUUAAGUGACAGGCGAUGUUGUGGAGUUAUUCAGAGAUAAUCCACAUCCAGUCAGUUCUUUGGAAAAAGAAUAUCAGAAUAUGACACCCAACUGUAAAUGAUGCCUACAAUAUAGGAGGUGACAAGAAUGAAAUAGGAAGCCUUGAGCUUAGGCAUUCAUCCCCAAGGGUUCUGUCAUCUUAGAUUUGUUGAUGCCAAGGAGCCAGAAUCUCUGAAUCCAACUUUGUGCCCAAGUUUCACCUGACUGCAGUCAGAGCUGGCAUCGUAAUGAUGUUUCAUUAGCUCUACAUGAUUUUCUCCACUUGAGAGGACCCAACUGGUACACCUUUACGCAAAUGCUCAUGCUCCUGCCCACAUGCAACCAACUUAAAAUAUUCUGUGUUAGGAAGAGAGUCUUCUAAUCUAGGGCAUGAGUUCUGCUCUGGGAAACAUGUGCACAUCUGGAAAAGCGUGCUCCUUAUCCUCACACACUGGGGUUGUUAGGUCACUUCCGGUUGCAAUGCUCUGAGAAGGCAAGUUCCUGAUUGGUCUGUUUUUCUGCCAGUGGGGCUUCCAUGAGAGGUGUGAGAUGAUAAUCUCCCCACACAUUGCAUCACUCUUCCAUCCUAUGGAAAUCUCACUGCAGGAUUUUGGCCAGCACCAUGACCGAGUGUCUCAUGGUGCUGUUUCAGAGGGUGCCUGAGAAGGUUUUAUAUAUAGCUUUUCUGACAAAGGCAUUAAAAUUCACCCAUUGCAGCAAAAUUAGUCAAAUCAAUUCACGCUUCUUUUCAAGGGAGGGAAAAAAAGAAAAUUACACCUUGUUUACAAAUGAAAUAGCUUCACUUAAGUGGGACUCUAGCCAAGGCAGCUAAUUAGUAAAAAGAUCCACGGCCACCAUACAGUCGCACACUGUUUACUCUAUUUGACAUUUCUUACCGCUGAUGUGUAUUUAAUAUUCUGCAUCCUCCUCAGGAAAUGACAAAUGCCCUGAAUUCUUUGCAAAUAGAAUUGCUAAUGAAAAAGGAAAAAAAAGUUGGUGUUAAUUAAAUGGUGAUUAAAAAUUUAUCUUCUUUAAACCUAAAAAGUGCAGCUGUAAUAAUCAGUUGUCAUAUAAAUAAAUACCUCACACUGAAAUCCCUUGCAGUUUGAGACCUAAAUAAAUACUAAUGGGAGAAACCUAAAUACCUUUCAGAAGAGCUGAAUGUAUUUGUUAACUGGAUGCACAUCCCGUACUGUUUCUUUGUGCGUUGCUGUUGUGCAUGAGGCCUUGGAAGGGGGACAUGAGCUGUCUCUGCGAGAGAGCCUGUUUGUAUUACCCAUGGCUAUCGUAGACGUAAUUGGACUUCAAGGUAAAAACACAAAACAAAACUGAGUAGGUGGAAUCUAAACUCAUUGGUUGAUAUUUACUAUGUGCUAGGGGUUCUUGAUAGAGAUAAUUUCCAUUCCAAAAGCAGUGUUUAUUUUCACUUGAGACAAAAUGAGACAUUUUGGGAUACCCCCAUCUUCUUUUGGUGAACAGGGUUGAAAGUGCUUAAUGAGAGGUGAAGUGGGGCUUAUACUUGAAAAGGUCUCCCAAUAUGCAGUUGCCCUGUACCCAUUUUCUCCCUUUUCACUGUACUGUGUUCAUACCUACUUGUACCAGAUGAGGCCAGCUUGCCACUUGAUAGAGAUCAGAGAUGAUCAAAUGCACUUAUCUUGUGAAUACAAAUGCUUGUGUACACAUGUAUAUACUAUACAUGCUUGAUUUCUAUAAUUCACACGUAAGUGUAUUAUCCAAAUAAAAUUGUACAUACUGUAAAGUUUAUGUUAACAAUUAAAUGGUGGUGAUGGUAUUAACACAUGGAAAACCCAUUCUGGUUAUUGAUGGGAUGAUGUUUAUGUAGACAGGGCACUAUUUUUUUUUAAAAAAAAAUCUCAGUUCUAGGGAGGGUGGCAGAGCCAAGUGGGAUUUGGAUGCUGGUGUUCUUGACCCCUUCUUUAAAAAUGUAUCUGGAGUUAGGGGCAUGGAGUAUAUUCUGCUCACGUUUGCUUCUGAAGACAAUGCUGAUAAAGACAUGAAUGUGAUUUCUGUAAAGUCAUCAGAGGGCAUUUUUUUCUGUUCAAUUCCUUAUUCUCUUCCCCCACCUGAACUCUUUCUGUGGCCAGAAGUACUCUCAGAAGAGUUAUCAGCUAAAGGUGCCUGCCCAGAAGGGCCUUAGACAAACAUAACUGAAAGAAGUCACCAAGAUUUGAGGCAAGGGGAUGGGAGGUGAGAAAACUAAGAGGAAAUGAAGUUCCCAAGGAGACAGUAAUCUGUAGGAUUGUCAAGUUGACAGUUUCGGAGCCAUGGCCUAGUACCCAAGGCUUCAUGGCCCAGUUCCCAGCUUGGUCCUCUUGACCAGCUGACUCAUUUCUAGGUUUCUCUUGAGAGCUCUCCUGAGUACCUGUGGGAUAAGAGCCAGAGGACCUUAUAGAACUGACCCAUCUUUCUUUGCCUCUUGCCUUAUGCAGACCCAAACAUCCCUCUUUGAAUUUUAGUUUUCCUUCGAGCUCCCCAGCACUCCCUGCCUCAGAGUCCUGGAAAAGAGAAUAUCUUGUUUCAGGGACUUAUUCCCUGGGAAGAGUCAAUGAAGGAUAUAGUUUAAAACCUCAAACCAAAGAUGAGAGCUGGCAGUGAUCGCUGAGAUGAUAGAGUUCUUUCCUGUGAGCCAAGGAUGAGCAAAGGACACUGAUCACUGAUAGCACUUGACUGACACUGAUCAGCUGAUAGCACUUGACUGAGUGUCUAAUCUCUCUUUAAGGCCAAUUUGGGAUGGAGGAGCCACAAAGGAAAUAGAAAAUUGUCUUUUCUAAUAGUAGCUUAUGGUCUAGAAAUUCAGUUUCUUAAUACAAAAGAUAGCCAAGGACCCAUGAAAUGCAAACACAGAGUAGAUUUGAUAAAUCUACUAUUUAGAAACUAGAAAUGAUAAAUAAUUCUUGCCAGGAAAUCAAAAUGUAUCUGAUUCUAUGAUCAAACAAACAAUGAAGCCCUCCCCUAGAUCUGUAAGUAACUUUGGAGGAUACAGUUUUUUCUCCUGGGGAUGCCUUGAUUACUUUAAUCUUCAAAGAUGGAAACCUAAGGGUAUCUAACCAGGUGAAUAAACUUGCCCUUCCGCAUUUUGCACAGACAGGCUUAGAUCUGAUUCCACUCGACGCUCAAGCCCUUGCCAAAUCAUGCCUCCUUCUAGCUCUGCUUUCUGUCAUGUGCUUCAAGGAAAGGUUGAAAAAAAAAUCUCAAAGGAUUAAAAAAUAGAUCAUGAUGUAAAAAAGACUAUUUCCUGAAAGCUUUCUUCUCUGGUUUUGUUUUUGACUUGUGAAAAAUAUUUUUGAUAGUUCAGGGUAUAAAUGUAUCAGGGAAGGGAGUAGGGAGAAUUCCUUGUUGAGUCCCAAGUGCCUACUGUUUUGGCUGGUGAAGAGAACACACCAGGUGCCCUCGAGAGAAAAUGGGGCAAGGAAAUUUCAGGAAGAUGGUGGGCGGAUAUGGAGCUUAUUUUUUUUCUCUGUCCAUCCUAUUCUUGCAUUACUGGAAUGUUAGCUUCUUUGCUUAUCCCAAGUACAUGCCUUGAGUCAGAAGUUGAAUUUGAAAAUAUUAAAAUAUAUCCACGUUGAGUACAGACAAUAUUCCAGGCAUAUCCUAGGAUGUGAUUCUCAAAAUAACCUUAGGGUGAAGUCUGGUUGCUCCCAUUUGACAGAUAAGGAAACCAAGGCUCAGGGCAAUCUUGGCCUCAUCAGUAACAAAAGCUUGCUAAUAAAUCCCUAAUGUCUGGCAUAUUCUUGAAGUGCCUGAUCUCCUCCAGAGAGGUCAGAAUAGAAGUCAGAAAGAGAGAUAUGCUGUUCAGAGGUCCCCACAGCUCUCUCUUGAGUUUCAGCCUCUGUGGUGAGGAAGUUAGUCAGUGUCCACCCCCAUCACCUGGUUUGGGGGUGCAUUGAGAACUCCUGGGGAUCUCAGAUCUGUUCUCAGUCCCUUCUGAGACUUGAAUGCCAUUUGUGUCUCUCCCUUAUAUGCUUGUGCUUAGCAUUUGCUUUUCUGGUUCCUGGAGAGUUAUUUUCUCUACUUAGCAUGUGCCUAAUCUUAAAUAUCCCCUUCCUUUUUUUUUCUCAAUAGACAUCAGGGCUAAUUCCAUUAAACAUAUGCAAAUAGUAUUCUUUCAUGUGUGUGGACACACACACAUAUGCACGUGCACACGCACACAUGCUGCCUUGUGGCUCCAUUAAAGGUCUCAUAACUAAACAUUUUGACACAUUUUCCAAAAGGCCAUAUUAUUUAGAAAUGGACUGGCCCUUCUGUUUCCUCUAGAUGUUUGGUUAUUUUCACCAAGCAGACAGAAUAAGGUUUGAGGUGUGACAGAGAAUAGCAAAUAGAGUUUUGCAUAAAUGAUUAAGAGGUUGGUGGUCAGAAUGACUGAGGCCCAACUAGUAAGACUGUUUUUCCUUCUUGAUCUGUUAUUCCCCCCCAAAAAAAUCUUAGAGUUACUUUCCUAGUAACUGACAUCACGAUAACUAUUGAAUUAGUGAAUGCUUGUUCAGUUUGUCUCUUUACAGAGUGUUGACUUCGGAUAUUUUCACUAGGCAUUCUAGGAGUCCCGAAUGAUGUAGUGUUUAAUGUAUCAUGUAGGCAAUGACACUGAGCCCAUUCAUUCUUUUUUUGCACGCCCCUCCCAUGGUUUCAGCCACACUUGUCUCUCCUGGCACUUACAUUUACUGUGAGGGGCAGCAUACCAGGUCCAUUUUAUAGAUGAGAAAACUGAGCUGAGAUCUGAAGGAAUAUUUUUCUAGAAGGUUCUGUGAAUCAAUCUCUCAGGAUGGUCAGUUAACCUCACGUAAGCACCCUUGUCCUCAUCCCUGAGAAAUUCUCUAGCUGUUUCAAACUGGCAGUAAAAUGUCUCAGGACAGAAAGGUUAUAAUAUGAUUUAAUAGCUAUUUGGAGGUCCUGCAGUUUGGUCUACAGUGCAAGACCAUAUCCUCCUAGGGAAGUUGAGCUGUGUAGAAUCCAGAACGCUCAAAAGAACAAUUUGGCCAGUGAUAUAUCUUCACCGAGGCCGUAUUUCAAAGCACACAGCUCUCCAGGGAGCAGAGACCAAAUUGUUUAAAAUGGAAUCAUUUCUCAGAUUACAUUCCUCAAAUAAGAUGUCAGCAGUAUGCAGAAACAAGCAAGAGGUUAUCACUCAUAAAUCCCUCUUAUGCACCUUAUCCAUGAAACAAUGUCUUUGCAUUGUUGCAAUUCCAGAACAUUCCUCAUUAGCCAUAACCCUGAGUCAUAACCUCUUCCACUUAAUUCUCCCUCACACCUUUGGGAAGGAUUUAAGAUGAGCCUUCAAAAGGAUAUUAACAUAACAUGUAACCAAUACCACAGCUGCCUUUUAAAUUAAUAAGAUUAAUUGUUCUCUGGCAAACAAAAGUUUGUCUUUGGCAUUUUAAAUACUUCUCAUUGAUCUGACAUUUUGCUGUUCUAAGCUUGUAAAGGGCUCAAAUCAAAGACUAUUGAUAGCUGAACAAAUAGAGAAGGUCCAGAUUUGGUCAGUUUUUCCAUGGAAAAACAAUUUUAGCCUUUUGAAUUCAAUUAAGGUUUUUACAUUAGCCAUCUGAGGCAUUGAAUUGUUUCUAUUCUCAGUUAACCUGAUUCAAAUAAAUGAACAGUAUUGACUUUUAGCCCUGUUUUAUUUUUUAAAAUCGUAAGUGUAUUGGGUUUCUCUGAGGCCAUGACCAUGAAGGAAAUGUUUAGAAAUGAAAGCUUCAGACAACUAUUUGGGGUCAAAUUCUGAUGCAUUUGGGGAAGAUGAACAUGGCACUUGUAACGUUCUUAUUUCCCAAAUUCUUGGCAAAGAAUGUCAGUUGCCUCUUUUUUUUUUUCAAAUAAGAGAUAAGAUGAAGAAUAAGAUUUUCAUAGAAAAUUUAAUAAACUCCUCGAUAUAACUAAUUACAUGGCCAGAUGUGGCUCAGACACCUACCAAGCCCGAGAGUCCCCAAAGAUUUAUCAGUUAUUUUUAGCUAUGAAUCUUAAUCUUGUUUAUCCCCCUGCUAAAACAAAGUGGAAAGCAUUUAUUUGCCAAAUUAUUUAGUCAGGACAAUUCAAUGUUGUUUAUCAUGAAAGAAUGUUUGUGCGUUUGUGUUUACGUGUUUAAUAUAUAUUUCAAGCUGAAUAUUCAGAAAGAAUUUGGCGAGUUAAUUUGGUGGCUUGAAUGAGAAGUAGGUCACUAAAAUAACAAAUAAUGUCCUUUUACACAGAAGCAGAGGGUAAACUAUUCAUCGUUCACUCAUGUUAGAAGACUUACUCUUUAAGACAGAAGCUGGUCAUUACACACAAGCGAGAAAUUGAAUGGUGCACCUUUGAAGGUCCAUAUCUGAGUCUAUUUUAACCCAACAUGCAUGGGAUUGAGCUCCUUAGAGAGGGUUUCCAUUCACAGCCACAUUCAAACACAGUCCAAACCCCACAUCAGAACUGGCUCGAUCUCUUGUAUGGCUGAGCCCAAAGCUGUGUGCUCUACUCAGUGGUUUCCAUUUGGGAAUAGAUGUUCACGUACCAAUCACAGCAGCUUCUACCUGUCAUAUUUUAAUCCACUGCAUGAGGAAGUGCUACUAACUGUAUUAAAUAUUUCCAAGCAUAGCUACUAAAUUACACGUUUGCUUAACACCUUUCUACGAUAGAGGAAGUAUAUACGUACUAUGGUUGUCUUCUUGUAGUUACGUCUUUUAUUUUUGUUCAACGUGUUAUCAACCUGUUUUAAGGAAUGGGGUUUGAAAUGUGUGUGCAAACUGAUCUGUAAAUAACUCCCAAGGCAAUGAAAGUGCCCGGUCCUAUGGUGUAAAAAUGUAAAUACAGGAAAAUUUCAUUUUUCUAAUAAAGAUAAUUUCUGCCGAUUGAUAUGAAAAUGAGAAA